Messenger RNA from Microthlaspi erraticum, 285 nucleotides. The record is from the annotation of a GenBank genome assembly. NCBI's taxonomy places the organism in Eukaryota, Viridiplantae, Streptophyta, Magnoliopsida, Brassicales, Brassicaceae.
AUGAUGAUGAUGAAGAUGCAAACUGGUGUACUGGCAUUUUUGUUUGCUCUCUCCGUAGCCUCUCUUGUUGAAUUCGGAUUGGCUUCUCCCGAUACCAUUCCUGCCUUCCUCUGGUCUCCGCAUCUCCAGUCUGCUAAUGGGGAAGUGGAUGGGGCUGUAAAUUAUCAGGUCAUGUCUGCAAAGGAUCUUGUUGAUUCUGUUUUCACUCAAGGAGGCUGGUCAAACUUUCUGUGUUCAGAGAAGAAUUUGGAGCAAGUUGUUGAUGUUGUAGAGACGUAUGUAUGA